Rhinolophus ferrumequinum (greater horseshoe bat) is the source of this 708-nucleotide messenger RNA. RefSeq names its product CDGSH iron sulfur domain 1 (gene CISD1). Gene Ontology annotation, molecular function: 2 iron, 2 sulfur cluster binding. The record is from RefSeq and is a predicted model, not a curated record. Lineage: Eukaryota; Metazoa; Chordata; Mammalia; Chiroptera; Rhinolophidae. The transcript is spliced from 3 exons. The coding region runs from base 182 to 502 and encodes 106 amino acids. Gene Ontology annotation, biological process: regulation of autophagy. Gene Ontology annotation, cellular component: intracellular membrane-bounded organelle; mitochondrial outer membrane.
UCUGCGCAUGCUCCGCAUCAGGGCGGAUAAUACACACGUGCUUGCGGACUGCCGCGGCGCCUGCGCCGUAAAAGCCUGGAGUCGGUGCACUUAGGUCGUUUUUCGCACCUUGAUUCCGUCUGUCCGCGCUAGCCCGUUUGUGUUCAGUGUCCUGUGCACACGCCUUGCAAGCGACGGCGCCAUGAGUCUGACUUCCAACGUACGAGUUGAGUGGAUUGCAGCAGUUACCGUUGCCGCUGGGACAGCCGCAAUUGGUUAUCUGGCUUACAAAAGAUUUUAUGCGAAAGAUCAUCGCAACAAAUGUAUGGUGAACCCUCACAUCCAGAAAGACAACCCCAAGGUCGUACAUGCUUUUGACAUGGAGGAUUUGGGAGAUAAAGCUGUGUACUGCCGUUGCUGGAGGUCCAAAAAGUUCCCAUUCUGUGAUGGAGCUCACACAAAACACAACGAAGAAACUGGAGACAACGUGGGACCUCUGAUCAUUAAGAAAAAAGAAACUUAAAUAGACAGUUUUAAUGCUGCAAACCAACUUGUCAUGAUGUUACCUGGUUGUUUAAUUAGAAUGACUACCACUUCUAUCUAAUUCACCUUCUCUGGGUUCUAGAUGUGAUAUAUUGCAAACUGCAGCUUUUGUAUUUAUGGCAUUUGCCAAAGUUGAACCAUCGUGGGGCACAUUUGUUUAAACAAAAAAAAAAAAAAAAAGGAAAA